Molecule: messenger RNA, 375 nt
Organism: Prunus armeniaca (apricot)
Lineage: Eukaryota; Viridiplantae; Streptophyta; Magnoliopsida; Rosales; Rosaceae
Source: the annotation of a GenBank genome assembly
AUGUCGAGUGGAAAUCAGUGUGUGAAGGUUGUGGUCAUCAACACCAAGUAUGUGGAGACAGACGUCAUGAGCUUCAAAGAUGUGGUGCAAAAGCUAACUGGGAAAGACUCAAAUGUCGCAUAUGAAAUGCAGGAGCCAAAUAAUGUUGCAAAGAGCCAGUGCUUCUUGAGAGAUCAGGGGAUCAAUAAUUAUGGUGGGAGGACUAAUGUUAAUGUUAUGGAAUCAUCAAAUGACACUAGUUGCAGUGUUAAUGGCGGAAAGACGACCACGAUGUCUCGGAGUAGUUCUUCAGUUGUGAUGAAAAAUAUAUCGUUCAAGGAGUUUGAAAGAUUGUUCAGAGAGAUGCCCCCAGUGGAGGAUUUUUGGAUUGAUUAG